Molecule: messenger RNA, 850 nt
Organism: Cylicocyclus nassatus
Lineage: Eukaryota; Metazoa; Nematoda; Chromadorea; Rhabditida; Strongylidae
Source: the annotation of a GenBank genome assembly
ACUGAGUAUUACAGAACUAUGGUGUAUGGUUGUGCAAACUCUUGUGUUAAAUUUCUAUUCUUCGUUAUAAAUCUUCUCAUCUGUAUUCUUGGCGCUCUAAUCUUCGGCUUCUCCCUAUGGGCAAAUCUGGACAAGAACUUCGGCGCACAUCUAGCCGAUUUUGUGCGUAAAGUGGAUGGCGCGGACCAUACACAUAUUGACGAAAUUUCUAAGUAUCAAGCAUCCCUUUGGAUCCUAGUAGCUGUUGGAGCUCUGCUGUUCUUCGUCGGAUUCCUUGGAUGUUGUGGCGCGGCUUGUGAAAGUCCAAUUCUUCUGGGACUGUUCUUCUUCAUCGUUCUAAUUCUAACUGCUAUCGAACUGGGCGCAACCAUUUUUGCCAUGUCAAACAGGGAUAAAUUUGUUGACGCAGUGCAAAAGGUUAUGGAAAAUUCGGCAAGCACACCGGAACUUCGCAGGAAUUUGAAACCGAUCCAGGACCUCUUCAACUGCUGUGGUGCUACAGCCUCAACCAAACAAAGGUUUAUCGACGAUAGAAUCUGUACUCCACAGCAGUACGAUUUGCCCGACUGCUUCGAGCGUAUCUCGCACAUGGUAGAAUCGUCUGGAGAAGUCAUCAUCGUGAUUGGAUUCAUUCUACUUGCUGUCGAAAUUUGUUCCCUCAUUUUCUCUUGUAUCCUUUGCCGAGCGUCGCGCGAAAUUCGCUAUGCUGGGUAUUACGCAUGAAUUUGAUCGUUUUCCUUUUGGACAACAGUACAGUUAUCCUUUUUUUGGAUAACUAAACUAUUAUUGAAGUUUCGUGCUCAUCCAUGUUUGAUUUUAUAUCCCAGAAAGCGAUUUGAAUGGUUAUCAA